Echinops telfairi (small Madagascar hedgehog) is the source of this 732-nucleotide messenger RNA. RefSeq names its product membrane spanning 4-domains A15 (gene MS4A15). The record is from RefSeq and is a predicted model, not a curated record. The coding region runs from base 4 to 732 and encodes 242 amino acids. Gene Ontology annotation, cellular component: plasma membrane. Lineage: Eukaryota; Metazoa; Chordata; Mammalia; Afrosoricida; Tenrecidae. The transcript is spliced from 6 exons. Gene Ontology annotation, biological process: cell surface receptor signaling pathway.
ACCAUGUCCGCAGCCCCUGCCAGCAACGGCGUCUUUGUCGUCAUCCCGCCCAGCAAUGCCAGUGGGCUCCGCCCACCUCCAGCCCUCCUGCCCACCUCCAUGUGCCAGCCUCCCGGGAUCAUGCAGCUGGAAGAGGCGCCCCUGGGGACGCACACACCCAGGGCCACCCAACCGACGGACCUGCGGCCCAUGGAGACAUUCCUGACAGGAGAGCCCAAAGCUUUAGGGACCGUGCAGAUUCUCAUCGGCCUCAUCCACCUGGGCUUCGGCAGUGUGCUGCUCAUGGUCCGCCGAGGCCACGUGGGGAUGCUCUUCAUCGAAGGUGGUGUCCCCUUCUGGGGAGGAGCCUGUUUCAUCAUCUCGGGGUCGCUGUCGGUGGCUGCCGAGAAGAGCCACACCAGCUGCCUGGUGAGGAGCAGCCUUGGUACCAACAUGCUCAGCGCCAUGGCGGCCUUUGCGGGGACAGCCAUUCUGCUUAUGGAUUUUGGGGUCACUAACUGGGACGUGGGCAGGGGCUACCUCGCCGUGCUCACCAUCUUCACAAUCCUAGAGUUCUUCAUCGCAGUCAUUGCCACCCACUUUGGGUGCCAAGCCACACGCGCUGAAGCCAACACACCUGUGAUCUUCCUGCCCAACGCCUUCAGCACAGACUUCAGCCUUCCCAGCCCAGCAGCCUCUCCGCCCCCCGCCUACGACAAUGUGGCCUAUAUGCCCAAGGAGUCCUCCGAGUAG